Molecule: messenger RNA, 542 nt
Organism: Arabidopsis lyrata subsp. lyrata
Lineage: Eukaryota; Viridiplantae; Streptophyta; Magnoliopsida; Brassicales; Brassicaceae
Exons: 2
Coding region: 217-420 (67 amino acids)
Source: RefSeq, a predicted model, not a curated record
ACACAUUAACAAAUCUAAAGAUUUGAACCCUGAUAGGAAAAAAAUGACAAUAUAAACUAUAAUAUUUUACACUUUUAUCUAUUAAAGAAAAGAACAACACAUCUACUAUUUGUCUCCAUUCUCCGCGAUAGCACUCAUUUUGCUAAAUCAAAAUCUGUCUUUCUUCCCCAAAGAAGACCUCUCAACACAUUAAAGUUUGCGAAAAGAUAUCGCGAAAUGGCAAGUGAAGCACCGAGUUGGGCAGAUCAAUGGGGAACCGGAGGGAUCGGCGAGAUGCCGGAGGAAGAGAACACCAAAAGCAAGAAAGAUGCCAGCGGUAAGAAUUCUGGCCAAAACAAAUCGGCCAAGAUUGUUGAUUUCAUAAGUCUCAAGUGGAUGAAGAAUCUUGUGCAGAAGAAGAAAAAAGACUCUGAUUCUUGAAAAAGAAUAGAAAAAAAUAUCAUUGUAUCCAUAUUUCUUUUCGAUGUUUUGAAAGAAAUUGUUUCAUCCUAAGAUCUCAAUUCAUCAUUUUAUUUAUUUAUAUAUAUUUGUUUUGAGUUUCA